GUGUCUAUUCAGACACGUUAGUUUGUACAAAUCUUCCUAUGAGUCGUUUCUUAUUCUUAAAAAAGAUUUUGAUUGAAAUGAAUAAAUAUUAAUGAAUGUAGAAUACAGAGAACUUCAAAAUGAUGACAAGGAUUUCACCGGCGCAAGUCACCAGCGUCUUUAAAAAUAGCUCCGUCAACUUGAAACAUAUAAAUAUCUGGCAAAGAUGCAGGUUGCUUUCGGAUGCAAAAUCAACGGUCAAUAUUCCAUCAAAGGCUAUUGUAACUCCAUUUCCACCUUUAACCGAUCCAGUUCCUGGUCUUCCUACACCAGUUUAUUCUACUGCUAAAGAGGAACACCAAACUACACAGAUUACGGUAUUACCAAACGGCUUAAGAGUUGCAUCAGAGAACCGUUUUGGUCAAUUUUGCACUAUUGGGGUCCUCAUCGAUUCUGGUCCAAGAUAUGAAGUAGCCUACCCCAGUGGGAUAUCACACUUCCUAGAGAAGCUAGCCUUUAAUUCGACUAAAGCGUUUGACAGUAAAGACAAAAUAAUGCUAACGCUGGAAAAGCAUGGGGGUAUUUGCGAUUGUCAAGCAUCUAGAGACACCUUUGUAUAUGCAGCUUCAGCCGAACGACAUGGACUUCGAACAGUGACACAAAUCCUCGGAGACAUUGUUCUCAGACCCCAAAUUACAGACGAAGAGUUAAACAUAGCCAGACAAACGGUUCAGUUUGAAUUAGAAUCUCUUGCAACAAGACCAGAGCAAGAACCUCUUCUCAUGGACUUGAUUCAUGCUGCAGCCUACAGAGAUAAUACUCUGGGGCUACCAAAAAUAUGUCCCGAAGGAAAUCUGGAGAAAAUUGAUCGUAAGAUUUUGUUCACGUACCUCAAACACCAUUUUACACCAAGCAGAAUGGUGGUGGCUGGUGUCGGCAUAGAACAUCAAGCAUUAGUCGAUGCUGUUCAAGAGUACUUUAUGGAAGAAAAGCCUAUUUGGGAAGAGCGUUCAGAUCUGGUUAUACCCAACAGGUCAUCUAACUUCGUUGACAAAUCUAUUGCUCAGUACACAGGGGGAUACAUUUUGGAGGAAUGCAAUAUCCCAGUCUAUGCAGGGCCAAGUGGCUUACCAGAAUUGUCUCAUGUAGUUGUUGCUUUAGAAGGUUGUUCUCAUCAAGAUCCUGACUUCAUAGCGAUGUGUGUGUUGAAUAUGAUGAUGGGUGGAGGCGGAAGCUUCAGUGCUGGUGGUCCAGGGAAAGGAAUGUAUACCAGAUUGUAUACCAACGUCCUCAACAGAUAUCACUGGCUCUACAGCGCAACAGCAUACAACCACGCCUAUUCGGAUACAGGACUUUUCUGCAUUCAUGCAUCGUCAACACCAACUCACGUCAGAGAAAUGGUCGAAGUCGUAGUUCAUGAAUUUGUUGCCAUGGCAGGCCCGAUUAGUGAAGUUGAACUAGCGAGAGCCAAGAAACAACUGCAGUCUAUGCUCUUGAUGAAUUUGGAGCAACGUCCCGUCGUCUUUGAGGACAUUGGUCGUCAAGUUUUAGCUACAGGAUCCCGUAAACGACCAGAGUACUUCAUUCAAGCAAUUGAGCAAAUUACCAAAGACGACAUCAACAGAGUUGCACGUCGAUUGCUGAGAUCACCACCUAGCGUCGUGGCUCGUGGUGAAGUUACCAAUAUCCCAUCACUCGCUGAUAUUCAAGCCGGUCUGUUAGACGCUCAAGGCCGUUUACCUGGUUCUCGUAAUCGGUUAUCGCUUUUUCGUCAAUAACUUAAUGAAUAAUAAAUUUCAACCUUUUCGAAAAUGACUGUGAAAAUCAUGAGAUUCCAGCGUAAAGUCAUACGCCAAUCAAUUGAGCAGAUCUAUCACACUGGAGAAAAUUACAUUUGUCUUACAUACGGGAUGUACAGCGUAAAAUUGCUGUUUAGUAUAUUUAUAGUAUAAAAAGCACCUGUACAUUUUUACAUGUAGUUUCUAAUUAAUUGUGAUAACAUCCAAUAAUUUUAUAUGGUUUCAAAGUCUGCUGUGCAAUCUUCGAUUUAUUUCGCCAACAAACACUGACAUUCAUAUCAGUGCCAUCAAACCUUUCGAUGAUUUGAUACUUGUGCUGUUAUGAUUCCUCUAGUUUGAACCGUCAACCGAAAUUAAGUAAAUGUAUUUAAAUGAAUAAAAUAAUUGUAAAGUUACAGCACAA
Molecule: messenger RNA, 2181 nt
Organism: Athalia rosae (coleseed sawfly)
Lineage: Eukaryota; Metazoa; Arthropoda; Insecta; Hymenoptera; Athaliidae
Product: mitochondrial-processing peptidase subunit alpha
Exons: 11
Coding region: 120-1757 (545 amino acids)
Cellular component (GO): mitochondrion
Molecular function (GO): metalloendopeptidase activity; metal ion binding
Source: RefSeq, a predicted model, not a curated record